AUGGCGCCGCCGUCUGCUGUCCUACGCGCUGCGGCCAUGCUCGCUCUCACCUGGACUUCCACCGUCAAUGCACAAUCUGCUUGCWCGACCACUGGCGCCGUCACCCCAAAUGCCCCCGUCUGCCCGGGCUCCAAUGGCCAAUCCUUCGUCAGCCCCUGCGGUAGCAAUUAUACCCUCACCUGCAAUUCCGACGUGGAUCCAGCAGGCGCAGCAACCAACGCGGCAGCUGCAAGCUUGUCGGCCUGUAUAGCGCAGUGUGAUGCCUAUGCGGGAUGUCGAGCUGCAGUCUUCACGGGAAAUCUGUGCUACAUCAAGACCUCCUUCACAGGUCUCACCAAUGCAGGGACAGGCCAGGCUCUCGUCCGUGCCAUUCCACCAAACCCAAAUUAUGCCGUUCCCUUCGCUGCUGGAAAUGUCAACGCAUCGUCUGRCUGUGGACAGGCCCUGCCGUCGGGACUCGUGGCCGAUGGAGCAAGUGUGCAAUACAGUACCGUCACUGCGGAUGGCAGAACGCGUAUUUACAGGAUUCACAUACCCAGAUUUUACGAUCCGCUCAGGGCUUCUCCUUUGAUCUUUGCGUUUCCGGGAGCGUCAGCCACUGCCCUGGAAAUUGAAAGCCAGACUAGAUUCAACGAUGCUACCAUCAAUSCGUACGGAAUCGCCGUGUAUGUUCAAGGAGUCAAUCUGGGAUUCCAGUCAAACCCCAAUAACAAUAAUGUCGACGACAUCGGUCUUGUUAGGGCUCUCGUCGCCAACAUAACCGCAAGCUUUUGCGUCGACACUGGCCGGAUGUGGGCGUCUGGCUUCAGCAACGGCGGUGGGUUUACAAACGUUCUGGCUUGCAAUCCCGUCACAAGUUCCUUAUUUUCGGUCUUUGCUGCGAACUCUGGAGCAUUCUAUACGGGAGUGGCCGGUCCCGGUGAUCCUUUGACUGUAUCCCCUGUCGAUACYCCUGUCGGAGUCUGCUCCCCGAGUCGUAACAAUAUCCCGUUUAUAGAGGUCCACGGAACAGGUGAUGCCACAAUCAAUUACUACGGAGAGGCCAAUCGUAAUGGCCGCGUACUGCCGACCAUUCCUCGCUGGACGCAAGCUUGGGCUACGCGACAGGGAUAUUCCACAGUCAAUGUAACUACAACGCCCGCUCCUGGCAUCACCAAAUACGUGUUCGGCAACAGCAACAAUCUCGGGAUUAUCACACAGUAUACGCUUGCGGGAUGGUCCCAUAAUUGGGCAAGCAUCGCAGGUGGAGCGCAGUUGGACAGUUCGCCUCUCUUCAUGAACUUCUUCUACGACCAGACGAGCUCUAAUCGAGUUGUGGCGGCGGUCAGUUCGAGCGGGCCAUCAAGUUCGACAUCCCUGACUGAAACUAGAAACCCGGCCGCUUCAACAAGUAGUACUUCUGGCUCAACAACGACGUUCUCUGUGUCCAGCAGUCUGGACUCAAGCAUCAGCACAAGAACGACUUUGACGUUUGCCGAGAGCCAGCCAGGCUUGAGUUGUACACCUUGCUCUGCUAGCAGCACAUUUGACCCCYUUCCCACCACCACAACAUCAUCUGAGAUAAUCUCGUCUACAACGACGAUGACGACGACGACGACGACGACGACGACUUCUUCUGCGCUGCAGUCUUCGCCAUCGACCUUUACGUCUUCGACAUCUUCGUCGUCGCUAAGCUCAUCUGCGGCAUCUUCAACACCAUCCUCGUCAGCCUUCUCAUCGACAUCGUCUUCAACGGUCCCUUCCUCUGUAGCCUCUUCCACACCCUCAUCAUCGCCGGUACUCUCAUCGUCGACAUUUUCAUCAUCGACAUUUUCAUCGUCGACAUCUUCAUCGUCGACAUUUUCUUCACCGAGCUCUUCUGGGGCAAUAUCUACAUCUUCGACAUUGGUGUCUCCAUCGUCAUCAUCGCCAAUUACCUCAAGCUCAACAGGCGGUCCUUCGAGCAGCUCCUCCAACAUCCUGCUCAGCAGCUCAAGCAGUGGAGAUUCGAGUUCCAGCGGACCUGUAGCCUCAAGCACAUCCAGUGCAGUCGGGUCUUCCACAUUGCGUGUGACUAGCACCACUUCAACGAGCGCGAUUAGCACCACUUUAACGAGCGCGACUAGCACAACUCCAACGAGCGCGACUAGCACCACUUCAAUGGGUGCGUCCAGUACCACUUCAACGAGCGCGACUAGCACAACUCCAACGAGCGCGACUAGCACAUCGGCUGUCUCGUCAACUAUAGCCACCGCAUCGAGCACCUUGGCAUCGUCCUCCCUAUCGGCACAGCAGAGUUCCUCGCCGUCAAGCAGCGCCCGAACGACAUCUUCAACGAUUCUUACUUCCRCCGCGCCGACCUCCACACCUUCCAGCAGUGUUCAGAUUUCGUCCUCUCCCGUAGCUUCUUCUUCCCCCUUCCCAACAUCAAUUGGGUCGAGUAGUGCUCAACCCACAUCCGAGCCCGUUGCAUCUCUCCCGGUGUCAUCCUCCACUGCCUCAAGCAGCGUCCGAAUCUCUUCCAGCACACUCGCUGCACAAUCAUCCACCGCCUCGAGCAGCAUUCAAACACCAUCGUCUUUCAUCGUCUCUUCAGGACCAAUAUCGCCUACAGUCCUGCCAACUACCGCUUCAAGCACAAACGAGGUCACCACCACGUCUGACGUGCCACAAGAAACAGUGUAUCCGCCUCCACCAGCAUGCCCAACAGACGCGGUCACGCUCUGUGCGCCAGUCGAUACUACGACAACUUGCUCCUCAGGUAGCGGACAAGCUUACAAUGUUACAUGUGGAGUUGCUUAUGUUGGAACGGUUGUCCAAGAUAGUGACAUCAAGUCGCCGCCGCCCUAUGACACCCAGCCAUUCGUCCCUCCUUCCGCAACGCCAUCUUCUGGACCAGAUAAACGAGACCUGGGGGCAAGUUUCGAGAUAUUCGAGCGCAGACUACCAAUCGCUAAGCGCAUCUUAUAUCCUGACAUCACGACUUGUCAGGCUGCUUGCGAGCUAUCGAAUACGACCGAGACCCCUUGCGUAGCCUUCAACUUCAACGUUGCUACUUACAAUUGUACGCUGUUCAGCGAGGUAACUGGUACGGUUCAAUCUGCAGAUGUCGUUGCCGCCGUGCCUGUUCCGAACCCUCCASUUGCGGUCGAGUACUCAACAUACGCUACGACUACUGCGUCCACGUUAUUCAGUACAGCGACCACCUUGGCCGAAGCAUCCACAACUUCUCCACCAGUUCCAAUAUCCACGAAUCCUGCGUCAAGCGCCAGCUGCCCUGUUAGCGACGGUCAAACUGUGGUGGAUACGUGUGGUGUGCAGUACCUCUUGAGUUGCGGAAACGACACCUUCCCGGGAGGCGACGCGAGGAUCGAAGAUAUUGACUUCAACGAUUGCUUCGCUGCAUGUUCGAGCGGCCAAAAUGGCGCAUGCACGGGUUUCACCUGGACGAGCAAUACUAGAAUUUGCUACCUCAAGAAUGGGGGGAACAUGUUCUUCCAGGACCCGAACGUGAAUGCCAUUGGUGCGAUCAACGUCGAUUACUAUCUGGAUGCUGCCGGACCUGAUGCGCCUGCACCUUCGGCCACUACCCGUGUAUGCACAACUGCGGCUUCUACAAGCUCAACUUUCUCGACGGUGUCCAGCUCUUCCGCGCAGGCGACUUCCACGGCUCUGGCUAGCACAACGACCCGGAUAAUAUCCCCUACAACAUUUACUGCAUCAAGCACCCCUCCAGGCGUCCCACUGCCGACUUCCAUCACGUCGUCUGCUUCGAGUAUCGUGUCCUCAUUGAUCGUGCCUCCACUAUCGUCUACGACUGGUAGGACGAGCUCUGGUGAACCAGUUCCUUCCUCGAGUCCAAGUACAAACGUGGCGUCGAGCUCUUCUAUUGUUAGUCAGUUGACUAUGGCAUCUACCGUAGUCUCAUCGCUGGAGCUUUCGUCCUCAUUAGCUGCCACAACGGCUGCGCCAACAGACUUCCCCGGAAGCUCCACGACCCCUUCAAUCACCACACAAUCCGUUUCGUCCACAAUAGCACCAUGCGCAACGGAAACAGCCGAUAUUUGCACAUCUGCCAGCACACAAAUCAUAUGCUCCAGCAGUAAUGAGACGACUUAUGCUGUUACGUGUGGAAUAGUCUACACUGGCAGCGAAAUUCCCGACGACAGAGCCAAUACCACAGGUCUUGCUAAGCGCUUCUACACAGAGGACUUUGGAGAUUGUCAGCAAGCAUGUACCGAUACUUUUGGAUGUGUUGCGCUCAAUUAUGUGGACUCGGACUGUACUCUGUUCGACUCUGUAAACAGUACAUCGCUUGCCCCGGGAGCUGUGAGUGCCAUUGGGGUCCCGGACAAUGGCAUCGUACCUUCCUACUCACUGGCGAGCUCGCAAGCUACUAGCUCGACUAGCAUACCUGGACCCCCUGAAUCAUACGCGAGCCUGUCGACCACGACAGUAUCUUUGCCUUCCAUGUCCAGUUUCUCUACUUCUGGCACCACAAUCUCUUCCGCUGGAAACUCGUCCAUUACUCAAUCUACACCAGCUACGUUGAGCGCUUCUUCACCAGGAGGAGCUUCCUCUUCCAGCGCAAGUGUUUCUUUAUCGAUGGCGACAGUUUCAACAUCAGGAAUACCUCCGUCUUCAACUAGCUCGUCUUUGCCAGGAGUUUCGUCACCUUCACCAGUUGCAUCAUCAACUCCUACAGCAUCACCGUCGACUAUCGUAUCAUCAACUCCAAGAAUGUCACCUUCUGGAGCUUCGACUCCUAUUCCUUCAGUCUCCAUCCCAGGAAGCUCAUCCAGGGCCAUUUCCACRUCUGGAAGUAGUUCCACUCAACCGAGAGACGCUUCGUCUUCAUCGUCUUCACCAAGCUACAGUACCUCACUCUUCAGCUCACAGAUUCCCAGCACGAGCACUGCUUCUAGCAGAUCACUCCCAGGCUCGCAGAUCCCCAGCACGAGUACCGCCUCUAGCACAUCGCUCUCCGGCUCUCAAGUGACAUCAAGUGUUCCACCUUCCAGCAGUGAUCCCAAUACACCGCCAAUCUCCACCCAAGGGCCUUCACAAUCUAUAACGAGCCCACCAUACUCUUCAACAGCACCCACUACUGUCCCAACACCAUCACCGCCCGCAGCCCUCUGUCCUGCGUCAAACGGACAGAACUACACCAACACUCAAGGCGUCACCUACGCAGUCGACUGCAACACAGCCCUCACCGGAAUAACCUACACCGCAGCCAACAAUAACCCACGCCGCCAAACAACCUCCACUUCCGAAUCCUGCAUGGCACUCUGCAAUACCGACCCAGCCUGUUUAGGAAUCAACAUAACACCCACAAGCUGCGUAUACUUCAACUCCAUCACGGGUAGUAUUCCCGCAAUCGGCACAACAGCUCUCGAGAAGAUUGCCGUCACUCCUAUCCCUGGAGGUGGACUCACAGUKACGGUUUCUGUUUGCAGAGCCUCCACUACGAGAACUGUUACGGCUUUCACAACCGUUUCGAUCGCAACUUGUUCGGCGGGUAGUAUUUGUCCCGCGGCUGCUUCGGGUGCGAAAUUGGUUGUGAGGGACCUCUAG
This is a messenger RNA of Ramularia collo-cygni, 5556 nucleotides long. RefSeq lists its product as uncharacterized. The transcript has a single exon. The record is from RefSeq and is a predicted model, not a curated record. Gene Ontology annotation, molecular function: feruloyl esterase activity. Lineage: Eukaryota; Fungi; Ascomycota; Dothideomycetes; Mycosphaerellales; Mycosphaerellaceae. The coding region runs from base 1 to 5556 and encodes 1851 amino acids.